UAUUGGUGCAUUCUUCGGUGGAUACAUAACAAAGAAGUUUAAAUUAUCACCACGGAUGUUCAUUUUGGUAAUUCUGAUACUUCAUGCAGGCCAGAUUUUUUUCGGCGGUGGAGUUAUCUUUGUGGGAUGUGAUCAACCUAAAAUUAUUGGUCCAAAUAUGCAGCAUUCCAUUGCGAUAAAUAUGACUGAGGACUGUCAUUGCGAUCUUAAAGACUAUUUCCCAGUUUGUGGUUCAGAUGGUAGGAACUUCCACUCUCCUUGCUAUGCUGGAUGUAAAGAAGUGGUUAGAAAUGGAAGGAUGUAUGCAAAUUGCACAGUUAUUCCCGAUGGACAAGCUUCAGCCGGGCUGUGUCCGUUCGAAUGCAAUACACUUAUUCCUUACCUUCUUCUUAAUGUUCUUGGCUAUGCCAGUGGAUCACUGAAAAUUAUGCCCAUGUUCCUGGCUACUAUUCGGAGCGUUGAAGAUCGUGACAAGUCUACAGCAGCAGGAUUGAAAUCGGUUGCUGCUUCUCUUCUAGCAUUUAUUCCUGCACCAAUUGUGUUUGGAAAGAUGAUAGAUACGUCUUGCAUCCUAUGGAAUUCUGAUAGCAGUCGGAAGGGAUCGUGCUCGUUGUACAACAUAGCGGAACUCCGAAUUGGUAUGUUUGGAACUGUUCUGAUUUACAAAGCAGCUGCACUAAUUUUUAUGUUACUGGCUUUAUGGAAAGUUUGGUCAAUUAAGGAUUGGGAAGAACUCAGGAGAAAGAAGACAGAUCAUAUAAAAAUGAAUGGCGAUGCAGAGAAAGCUGUCAGUACCGCACAUAAAUAAUAUAUGUUUUACUGAUGUGAGUUACAUUAAUAAAAUCCGUUAUUA
This is a messenger RNA of Mytilus californianus (California mussel), 853 nucleotides long. Its product is annotated as solute carrier organic anion transporter family member 5A1-like. The coding region runs from base 56 to 808 and encodes 250 amino acids. Gene Ontology annotation, biological process: transmembrane transport; sodium-independent organic anion transport. Gene Ontology annotation, molecular function: protein binding. The record is from RefSeq and is a predicted model, not a curated record. Gene Ontology annotation, cellular component: membrane. The transcript has 5 exons. NCBI's taxonomy places the organism in Eukaryota, Metazoa, Mollusca, Bivalvia, Mytilida, Mytilidae.